This is a messenger RNA of Pungitius pungitius (ninespine stickleback), 2079 nucleotides long. RefSeq names its product serpin peptidase inhibitor, clade C (antithrombin), member 1 (gene serpinc1). The transcript has 8 exons. NCBI's taxonomy places the organism in Eukaryota, Metazoa, Chordata, Actinopteri, Perciformes, Gasterosteidae. Gene Ontology annotation, biological process: negative regulation of endopeptidase activity. Gene Ontology annotation, molecular function: serine-type endopeptidase inhibitor activity. The record is from RefSeq and is a predicted model, not a curated record. Bases 130 to 1494 code for a protein of 454 amino acids.
GUUUCCAGAUGUUGACCGAAGUCUCAAAGGUUGUUGUGAUGUUUGAGCGCUCUGCAGGACACUGACCUGAGCUCAGCUCAAACCUCACACAUCUGACCGUCUCAGCGCUCGUAUAUCUACCUGUUCAGAAUGAAGGCUGCUGAUUGGUUGUUGGUUCUGGCGUCCCUGCCCCUCGUCUCCUUCGCCUUCGAUUCGGACAUCUGCAGCGCCAAACCCAAAAACAUUGCCCUGGAGCCGCGCUGCAUCUACCGCAGCCCCGAGCCCGAGGCCGAGGCCGGCCAGCCCCCCCCCCCGCAGACCCCGGAGACCAUGCCGGAGUCCACCAACCCCCGGGUCUGGGAGCUGUCCAAGGCCAACAGCCGCUUUGCCCUGUCCCUGUACAAACGCCUGGCCCUCGGCAAGGCCCCCGAGGCCAACAUCUUCAUGUCCCCCAUCAGCAUCUCCACGGCCUUCGCCAUGACCAAACUGGGAGCCUGCAACCAGACGCUGCGGCAGAUCAUGGAGGUGUUUGAGUUCAACGGCAUCAAAGAGAAGACGUCGGAUCAGGUCCACUUCUUCUUCGCCAAGCUCAACUGUCGUCUGUACAGGAAGAAGGACAAGACCACCGAGCUGAUCUCCGCCAACCGACUGUUCGGAGACAAGUCUCUGACCUUCAACGAGACGUACCAGAACAUCAGCGAGGCGGUGUAUGGGGCCAAACUGCUGCCUCUCGACUUCAAGGGGAACCCGGAGAAGGCCCGGGUCACCAUCAACGACUGGAUCGCCAACAAGACGGAGAACCUGAUCCGGGACACGCUGCCAGAGGGGGCUCUGGACUCCAACACGAUCCUGGUCCUCGUCAACACCAUCUACUUCAAGGGUCAGUGGAAGAACAAGUUCGACACAGACAACGUGUACGUCUCGGACUUCCGGGUCAGCGAGGCUCGGACCUGCUCCGUCAAGAUGAUGUACCAGGAGACCAAGUUCAGGUACAUGAACUUCCCCGACGACCAGGUGCAGCUGCUGGAGAUGCCGUACCGCGGAGACGACAUCACCAUGGUGGUCAUCCUGCCGAUGAGGGACACCCCCCUCAGUAAGGUGGAGGAGGGUCUAGACCUGAACAAGCUGACGUCCUGGUUGGAUCAGAUGAAAGAGAAGACGGUGGCGGUCCACAUCCCUCGCUUCAGGAUCGGGGACAGCUUCAGUGUGAAGGAGAAGCUGCAGGACAUGGGACUGACGGACCUGUUUAGCUCCGAGAGGGCCAGUCUGCCAGGGAUGUUGGAGGACGGAAGUGAAGGUCUCCACAUCUCUGACGCCUUCCAUAAAGCCUUUCUGGAGGUGAAUGAGGAGGGCAGCGAGGCGGGCGCAGCCACCGCCGUCGUGGCCAUCGGCCGCUCCCUCAACUUGAACCGGGAGGUGUUUCUGGCCAACAGGCCGUUUCUGCUGCUCAUCAGAGAGUCCACCAUUAACUCCCUGCUGUUUACCGCCAGAGUGGCUGACCCCUGCGACCAGUGAGAUCCAACCACUGCGUCCAACCCAGCAAACAGCGUUCAAUAUCUUCACAUCCAGGGUUUGAUUUUCCCCCAAAGGACCAUGGUUUUUGAUCAUGUGAAGACAUGUAAUGUAAUGUAGAGGGGAGAAGUCCCGCCCCUUUUUGUGUGUCCCCUAUGGGACCUUAUUUCAGAGGGACUAUGUUUGGUUGUCAAGGCGACAGAUCCAUCUUGUUCUGAUCCAGUUUGAGUUACGGAAAUGACUGUUGAGAAAGAGGCAAUUUGUUGUUAAACUAGUAUGAGACUGAAAAGGAUGUUGAUGUAAAGAGUAGAGAACAAGGUCUUCUGUUUCUUCUGUCAUUAUAGCCCUUCAUUGUAAAGCUCCGAAUGAAGCUUUGUGUUUGGUACCACAAUGUUCUUUCUCUUUCCAGAGUCUGAUGGAAACACAUCAUACAAGCCAUACCUCGCCAGCUAGUGUUGGUGCCGCAAAGAUCUCUACGUAGACUACUACGUCUCCUCAACUAAUAUAUCUUAAGUGCAUUAACAAGAGUUAAAGUUGUGCUUUUGUUUUUGGAGAAUCUGUCAAUAAAACCAACUGCUCGUCGACAAA